Molecule: messenger RNA, 782 nt
Organism: Strongylus vulgaris
Lineage: Eukaryota; Metazoa; Nematoda; Chromadorea; Rhabditida; Strongylidae
Source: the annotation of a GenBank genome assembly
AUGCGAAAUUUGUCAAAGAUCUUUUUGAUGGUUUGUACCACAGAUGUUUACUCAAAAAAUGACAAAAUCCAUUUAUCGAUUUUCCGUUAUCACUUACAUUUUCCAGACUACUCCGAAAAAUUCUUAAUACCAGAAGACUUUAUGAAUGCCGCUGAAAAACCGGGUAAGAGAAGCCUCUUGAUAGCAGUAUCUAUCAUAUCCUACAAUCUUCCAGUUGACAUUCCCACCGAAGCGCAGCUCGAUGCUGUGCAGAAUUCCCAGCUGUUUGAGGGAGAUAUCAUUGGAAUACCAUCUUUAGAAGAACAAGCUCUGCGACGGCUUCGCGAUGAACCCAUAGACAUCGAUGAAGCUGCAAUUUUUGGAAAACCGUACCAUAGCGCUUUAAAUUUGGUUACAUAUCCUGAGAAGUUAUGGACAGAUGCGCAGGUGCCGUAUAUGCUGGAGGAAGGGAUGACAAACGACCAACGAGCCGCUAUCGCUCAAGCAUUUGAUGAGUACAAAGAGAAAACAUGUAUCCGAUUUGUGCCCAGAAAUGAGGAUGAUUUUGACUACAUUUACAUCAAAAGGAACGUAGCAUUCGGAUGUUCAUCAUAUGUUGGCCGAGCUGGUGGUAAUCAGACGGUAUCAUUAGAAGUGGAUAAGUGUUUCUCAAAAGGAAUUAUUGCCCACGAACUGAUGCAUGCAAUCGGAUUCUUUCAUGAACACUCGCGAACGGAUCGCGAUGAAUACGUGGACAUUAAUGAGGAUAAUAUACGACCAGGUAUGGGUCAACGGCAUUGAUA